UAUAAAGCGAUGCAGUGUUGUCCGUACAACGUCAUUAUAUAGCGUAGCUGUGUCAAACUUACAUUCGUUUUUAAACUGAACAGUUCACUAACGUAGUGCUUUAUUCGAGUUAGCAGUUAUGUACGAAUCGUGUCGCGUUUAGACCUGCUAUUACGAUGAAUUUACGAGCAGUGAUUUUAAUCGUGUCACUAGCGACGGUGUUCGCGAAAAAGUUCUGUAGUUACAAUGAAGUGUUGAACGUACACAAACGUGGUACCUACGAUUUCGCCGUGCAAUUAUUGGACCGCGUCUCGCAAGAUACUGACGCACACUUCGUUUUCUCACCCAUAUCAACAUGGAUCCAACUAAUAACUCUAGCCAGAGGGGCGCGAGGAUCCACACAAAAAGAAAUAUUGAAAAUAACAAGAUAUCACAGAAACCGAUGCUACCAAAGAAAAUAUAGACAAAUCAUAAAUAGGAUGUACAAAGAGCUGAAAUAUGUAACGAAGAGAAGCAACGUUAUAGCGAUCAACCAUCUUCUGGACAUCAAACAGUCGUUCGUUAAUGAAACUCUAAAGAAUAAAGAUACAAAAAUAUUGAUGUUGAACUUUAAAGAGGUGGAAGAAGCGACCGACAAAGUUAAUGAAGUUGUACAAGCUAAUAUGGACGGAAUUAUAAAGGAUUUGAUUGAUGAAGAAGAUUUCGAAUACACAAUAUUUGUGAUGGCUGAUACAGCAUACUUCAAGAGCGAUUGGCUUUGGCCCUUCAAUCCUGCUUAUACGUCGAGACAGACAUUCUAUUCGGAGAUAGGAAACGCUAUCGGAGAAGUAGAAAUGAUGAAAAGCGUCGGUUAUUAUAAACUAACCGAUGUACCAUUCAUACAAGCUAAAGUUUUGGAAAUACCUUUCAAGCCGCAUAUGUUAUCAAUGCUUGUGUUCCUGCCCAAAAAAGGCUCGAUACGAGAUAUAUAUUACAAAAUGAAAGAAAUACGUUUGAGUACAAUAUCAAGUUUACUAAAAAGAGUGGGCCCGAGACUGAUUACUGUCAAGAUACCCCGCAUAAAAAUAAGCACGGCUGAGAAGAAUAUUCCAGAAUUAGUAUACGACAUGGGUGUUAAAAGGAUAUUUUACCCUGAUCUCGCCAACUUAACUGGCAUAACAAAUUCAAAGAUUCAUGUUUCGUCAAUGUCUCAGGCUGUGGAUGUCGAGAUCACGGAAAUGGGUGCAAGGGCUAUAAUCGCGGAGUAUUUGACGUCGAAAGGUGCCAGUGACGUCGAAUUUGUUGCAAAUCGCCCAUUUGCAUUCUUGAUAGUCGAUUGGAAAACUGAAAUAAUACUCUUUGCUGGUAUCUAUAGUAACCCAUCUAUUUAUUAAUAAUUAAAUAAGUAAGUUUUACAUUGUUUCAUUUACGAGCGAGUACAAUGUUUUAGUUUGUCUCACUGACAAAAUAAACGCCUAGUCAUACUUUAGGAUCACGAAGGUAUGUAAAAAAAUAUACGUAUUUUUAUAUAA
Zerene cesonia (dogface butterfly) is the source of this 1490-nucleotide messenger RNA. It is a transcript of the gene serpin-14, whose product is annotated as serine protease inhibitor 77Ba-like. The transcript has a single exon. The coding region runs from base 156 to 1352 and encodes 398 amino acids. The record is from RefSeq and is a predicted model, not a curated record. NCBI's taxonomy places the organism in Eukaryota, Metazoa, Arthropoda, Insecta, Lepidoptera, Pieridae. Gene Ontology annotation, molecular function: serine-type endopeptidase inhibitor activity.